GCAGCGGCGGCAGCGAGGGGAGGAGGCGGCUGCACCGCGGAUCCCUGAGCGCCGUUUGCUUCAUUCCUUCCCUCCUUCCGUGCAUCGAGAGGCCGCCGCUGCUCUGCCGGCUCCCCAGACGCAGCCUGAAGAUGGCUGCUGCUUCUUCCUGCAAUGUGGAAGAAGACGAGAGCCUGAAAGGAUGUGAACUUUAUGUUCAGAAGCACAACAUCCAGCAGAUCUUGAAAGAGUGCAUUGUAAACCUUUGCAUAGCAAAGCCAGACCGACCCAUGAAAUUCCUCAGAGAACACUUUGAAAAAUUAGAAAAGGAAGAAUGCAAACAAAUACUGGCUCGGCAGAAAUCCAGUUCCCAGUCUGAUUCUCAUGAUGACGAGAUUUCUCCUCCUCCUCCCAACCCGGUGGUGAAGGCCCGGCGCAGGAGAGGGGGGGUCAGCGCGGAGGUCUACACAGAGGAGGAUGCAGUUUCUUACGUUAGAAAGGUUAUUCCAAAGGACUACAAAACUAUGACUGCUCUGGCCAAGGCCAUCUCCAAGAACGUGCUUUUUGCUCAUCUUGAUGACAAUGAACGAAGUGACAUAUUUGAUGCCAUGUUCCCCGUUACACACAUUGCAGGAGAAACAGUCAUACAACAGGGUGACGAAGGAGACAACUUCUAUGUGAUUGACCAAGGCGAGGUGGAUGUUUAUGUCAAUGGAGAAUGGGUCACCAGCAUUGGAGAAGGAGGCAGCUUUGGGGAACUCGCCCUGAUUUAUGGAACACCCAGGGCUGCUACAGUCAAGGCCAAGACAGAUCUCAAACUUUGGGGCAUCGACAGAGACAGCUACAGACGCAUUUUAAUGGGCAGCACACUGAGGAAGCGGAAAAUGUAUGAAGAAUUCCUGAGCAAGGUCUCCAUUCUAGAGUCCCUGGACAAAUGGGAGCGUCUGACAGUGGCUGAUGCACUGGAACCUGUCCAGUUUGAAGAUGGAGAAAAAAUCGUGGUGCAGGGAGAGCCUGGUGAUGACUUUUUCAUUAUUACAGAGGGCACAGCUUCGGUUCUCCAGCGCAGAUCCGAUAAUGAGGAGUAUGUAGAAGUUGGAAGACUUGGUCCAUCAGAUUAUUUCGGUGAGAUAGCCUUGUUGCUCAAUCGGCCCCGGGCUGCUACCGUGGUGGCACGUGGACCCCUGAAGUGUGUAAAGCUAGAUCGUCCCCGCUUUGAACGAGUGCUCGGCCCUUGUUCUGAAAUCCUCAAGAGAAACAUUCAGAGAUACAACAGUUUCAUUUCACUCACGGUCUAAACGCUUCCUUUGGGAAAGCUGCCUUUGUGUGACCUUGUGCACUUAAAUUUGCGCUGUGCAGCACCAUGGCUUUAUGAAGAAAAAAAAAAAAGUGUGCAUUUUAUGUGUAUUUUUCUGUUUAUGUCAUGCACUGGAUGUCAGUUCAAAUCUUAUGUAUCAUUUAAGCAGGAAGACAACUGUUUGGAUAAGACUAGCUUUGGGGAACUGUUUACGGAAGAUUAGGCUUUUGGCUUGCAGGCAAGAUUUUUACCUAUUGCUGGAUCAAAUAGCUAGACCUGCAUUUUUAACUAUUUAAAAUGCGUAAGAAUUUCUAUUUCCUCAUUAUUUUACACCUUACUUUAAAGUUGGUCUUAUUCACCUUUUGUCAACCUCCUUUGAUAAAGUUAUGUCCCUCUGCCUGUCACUUUUAAAAGACUUUUCAAUGAUGGUGGACUGGAGGUUUGUGAAAUCCCACAUGGUAAGUGACACCUGCAUAAUUUAAGAGGGAAGGUUAGAGGAAGGUUUUGAUCAUUCCAGUAUGCCAAGGAGAAGUAAAAUUUGGGAUCAUUCUGUUUGUGGCUUCAAUGCGGGGUCCGUAUUCCUGCUUGUCACAAACCCAUCCAAGUUGGCUUUGUGUUUACUGAGGUUAUACUAAGCCAAAGUCUUCUCCAGAUCAGUCUUCUAGGAGAAGAUUUCAAGGGACAAUAUUUUGUAAGAAUUUUAAUGGAGCCUUAAAGACCUUAAAUUCUUUGUCUCCAGCUUUUUUAAUGAGAGUCCACAUGAGAUCCCUUGAAAGUCAAUGACAACUCUCCACUCAGUUAAGUGUCUUGGAAGCUCCGUAUUUAUUUGCACCACGGUGUCUUCAACCACUUCUCUGACUAUUAUAUGAAAUGCUGAAGAAAUGGUGCCAGAUGCACACCAGAGGCACCAACAGCAGUUUGAUGGGACCGUUUUUGCACAAGGUCCAUUUAAUUCAAUUUAUAUGCCUUUGGGUUUGUAUAUGACCAGAUUUUCUGCAAGCCAAAUAUAUGCUUCAGAAUGAUGUCCCUCUUCCAAGAGGUAAGAAUUGCAACGAGUUCCUGGUGCCUGGGCUCCUCCAUGUGUAUGUGCUGCCCUGUGGAGACAGCAGCUCCUCUUCAUGGAGCUUUUUCCAGGUCCAGGCUCUGCUCCAUAGGGCAGACCUCAAAGAUAGGAUCAUUUUGAUUAUCCUUUGGGGAAGCUUUUCCUUUGAAGGAAAUUUCUCCUUGCUAGCAGUAGCAAAGCCCUGCACCUCGGCUACCCUAAACAGCACUGCCCACUUCUCAUUUCUGGAAAACAGUUUAUUGCUUCUUUAUGAUAGCAUUCUUCUGAGUAAAUAAGAACUUUCUGUACCUUUUACAUGCCAAAAUUAUGUCAUGAAAUAAGGCAGCAAUCUUCUGUUUGAAAAUAGAGGUGUAAAGUUAAGAAUGUAGCUGAAAUUACUCACACUGACAGGUAACGUGCUCUCCUCCUUGGAAUUAACAAAAUCUGACUUGGAACUUUUCUAUUAACCCCUACCAAGAAGGCUCUUGGGUCCCAGUAUCCUAAGACCUGUCCAGGAGGGGCAGUUACAGGACA
Molecule: messenger RNA, 2852 nt
Organism: Nothoprocta perdicaria
Lineage: Eukaryota; Metazoa; Chordata; Aves; Tinamiformes; Tinamidae
Gene: PRKAR1B
Product: protein kinase cAMP-dependent type I regulatory subunit beta
Exons: 11
Coding region: 132-1277 (381 amino acids)
Biological process (GO): regulation of protein phosphorylation
Cellular component (GO): cAMP-dependent protein kinase complex
Molecular function (GO): cAMP-dependent protein kinase regulator activity
Source: RefSeq, a predicted model, not a curated record